AUGACGCAGAAGAGCAAUCUGUUCAAGGGCCAAAAGAAGAAGAAGACUGUUACUCAAAAUCGCCAUGGAAAAUCUGUUCAAACUCGUAAAGGGAAGAGGAACGUGAAACCAUCAAAGACCACGAAGGAGCUAGACACCGAUCGGGAGCUUACGAAAUUCAUAAACCAUUGCAAUGAAGUGAAAGCAGCUAAUGCAGCUUGCAAAGAAGGUGGGCAACUUAAUAUCCUCAAGGCCGAAUCUGCUGAGCCAUCAAUGAAAUCAGCUAAAUAG
This is a messenger RNA of Arabis nemorensis, 270 nucleotides long. Lineage: Eukaryota; Viridiplantae; Streptophyta; Magnoliopsida; Brassicales; Brassicaceae. The record is from the annotation of a GenBank genome assembly.